GGGGUAGCGGGGGAGACCGAAGGAAAUGAGACAACCUUUUCCUCCCACGGACUCAGGCUCCUCUAGAGUGUGCAGGGCUGGAGGAGUCCCGAGGUCGGGUGUGCGCGUUCCUUAUUCAGCCCGGAGGAGGGCCACCCCAAACUGCUCUCUGGCGCGCGGGUGCCCCAGCCACAGGGCUCAGCAGCACAUUCCCGUGCCCUUCCCUAGGUGAUCUGAUCCACUCCAGGCCCCCCUGCUCGGUCCCCGGAAGUACGCGCCAGAGGUCCUAGAGAAGGAGGAGAGAGGGAGGGGCUACGCUGAGCCAGAAGACUUGUCCAGGAGCUCUUCUCAGAUGCCACAUGAAGCUGCCCCUCAGCUCCAGCACAGAACCAGUGGCCACGGAGCCCUUGGGGAUGGCUCUGCUCAGCAGCAUCCUGGCAGCCUGGUCCUAUAUCUCAGAAAACCCUGAGCGAGCCGCUCUGUACUUUGUCUCUGGUGUGUGCAUCGGCCUGUUCCUGACCUUGGCUGCCUUGGUGAUGAGGAUCUCCUGCCACACGGACUGCCGGCGGGGUCCCCGGAGGAGGUGCUUGCAGGACCACGAGAGCAGCAGUGACAGCAGCGACAGCGAGGAUGGUAGCGAGGACACAGCCUCGGACCUCUCGGUGCGCAGACACCGUCGCUUCGAGAGGACUUUGAACAAGAACGUGUUCACCUCUGCAGAGGAGCUGGAGCGCGCACAGCGGUUGGAGGAGCGCGAACGAAUCAUCAGGGAGAUCUGGAUGAACGGGCAGCCUGAGGUGCCCGGCACCAGGAGCCUGAACCGCUACUACUAGGGCUCAGUGUGGACCCCAGAACCUCUGCAGAUGCCAGGAAAAGAGAGGGGGUUCUGCAGCCAGCUCUGUGAAAGUGGCUGGAGAGUGCAUAGCACCAGCCUGCUUUCUCAAGAGCAUGGGUGUUUGUUUUAGAUUCUUGCCUCUGGAGUAAUAAUAGACAACCCAGGCAGGGGCUUCUGCCUUUUCAGGUCUUGACAUCCACCUGGGCACAUCAGCCCAAUGCUUCCAGGUCUUGGAAAGGUGCUGAGGAUUUCCUCUCCAACCACAUGACAGAUGUGACGAGCUGAACGUCCUUCUGAAGAGCCCAGAAGUUUGGGCAGACUUAUCCUGUGCCGUUCCUUUACAAAAGGAAAAAAAUAAAUUCACAUAGCUGAAGAGCUGGGGCAUCAGGGUGACCGUAACCCAGAAAAUGUAAUUUUCUAAAGGACUCCAUGUAGAGGAAGUGUUUUUUGAUUGAGAUAGCAUGAUCCAUGCUAAUUAUUUAAAGCUAAUUUUUAAAACAGAAAAAAAAAAAAAAAAUCUUGGCAACCUCUGCAUUUUAACUGACACCUCAGGGAUUAAAAUCCUAUCCUACUUCUUAGUCUAGUUCCCACCUCAUUCAUGAAGAUGAAUAGAACUUACUCUAUUAUGAGAUGUAUUGGAGACUUAGGAUACAUCAAUAACCUCAGAGUUUGAUAAAGGGUUUUAUUUUUUAGUAGUUUAUAAAAUAUAUAUUGACAUGUGUAUUUGAAAAUGCUGCAUAAAAAUAGAAAAUGUGUGUCCUUCCCUUUUGGAGAGAAAAGUCUCAUGACUUCAGAGAUUCAUGAUAUUUAAAUAAUAUUUUGUUUAAAAAAUAGUUUGGGUUUCCAAAGAGUGGAAACCAGAGGUGAGAAUUAAAGCCAAAAUUAGAAUGGUAUCUAAAAUAAACAUUCCAUGAAAAUUUC
Messenger RNA from Arvicanthis niloticus (Nile rat), 1735 nucleotides. RefSeq names its product eva-1 homolog A, regulator of programmed cell death (gene Eva1a). NCBI's taxonomy places the organism in Eukaryota, Metazoa, Chordata, Mammalia, Rodentia, Muridae. The record is from RefSeq and is a predicted model, not a curated record.